This is a messenger RNA of Callorhinchus milii (elephant shark), 1101 nucleotides long. RefSeq names its product coiled-coil domain containing 124 (gene ccdc124). Gene Ontology annotation, molecular function: transcription coactivator activity. Gene Ontology annotation, biological process: transcription by RNA polymerase II. The record is from RefSeq and is a predicted model, not a curated record. The transcript has 5 exons. Lineage: Eukaryota; Metazoa; Chordata; Chondrichthyes; Chimaeriformes; Callorhinchidae. Gene Ontology annotation, cellular component: nucleus. Bases 111 to 776 code for a protein of 221 amino acids.
GAUCACAUGGAGGAGGAGGAGGAAGGAGACUGGACGUAUGAUUGAAGACAUAGGUGUUAGGAGAGUGGGACUGGAGGAGAUUGUAGAGGUGGCGCUGUGCAGCAGGAGGAAUGCCCAAGAAGUUUCAGGGCGAGAACAGCAAGUCAGCAGCCGCCAGGGCUCGGAAGGCAGAGACCAAGGCAGCGGCAGACGCUAAGCGGCAGCAGGAGCUCGAGGAUGCGUACUGGAAAGAUGACGACAAGCACGUGGCAAGGAAGGAGCAUCGCAAGGUGGAGAAGGAGAAGCGGCGUGUGGAGCAGCUGGAGCGGAAGAAGGAAAUCCAGAAGCUUCUGGAAGAGGAGGACUCCACACUGAAAGCCAGAGUGGGCAAGCCUGCCCCCCCUGCCAAGGUCACCCGGGCACAGAUAGAGGAAACCAUCAAGAAAGAGAAUGGGGUCAAGCAGACACUUGAGCUAAAAGCUCCGAGACAGCAGAGCCACUUGGAGGUGCCUCUGGAGGAGAACAUCAACCAUAUUCUCGCCGAGGAGGGGGCUGUGGAUGCCAGGAGUAUUGAGGACGCCAUUGCUAUCCUGAGCACGGCCGAGAAUGUGGACCGUCACCCAGAGCGCAGGAUGAAAGCCGCUUACGAGGCCUUCGAAGAGGCCAACAUGGAGUGCAUGAAAAGGGACAACCCCAACAUGCGGCUGUCACAGCUCAAGCAUCUGCUGAAGAAGGAGUGGAUGAAAUCGCCGGAGAAUCCCUUCAACCAGAGGCACUUGGCCUUCAACUCGAAGUAGGGAGAUGGGGACUGGGAGAGCGUUGACUGGCUCCCCAGGCCUUUCCCCAUCAUCACCCCCUUUAAAAUGGCAAAAAGCUGAAUUUCGAGCUGCAUUCGGUGCAAGGAAUCCCGAGAGAUUGACGACCUAGUUUGCCUUCCGCACGGACUUAAUGGCCUCCCCAUUUUGUUUCAGUGACGUUUCGAUCUUAUACUUCUGGCUCCCUCCAUCUCGCAACCCCCCCCCCCCCCCCCCCGCCAAUCAAAUAGGCAACCUCUUCCCAUCUUUGACCACUUUCCUUUGGCAAUGAGUUCCCAUUAAAUGAACCUUCUCACUUUGGACAUUG